Molecule: messenger RNA, 1386 nt
Organism: Colletotrichum orchidophilum
Lineage: Eukaryota; Fungi; Ascomycota; Sordariomycetes; Glomerellales; Glomerellaceae
Product: glycolate oxidase
Exons: 1
Coding region: 1-1386 (461 amino acids)
Molecular function (GO): heme binding; oxidoreductase activity
Source: RefSeq, a predicted model, not a curated record
AUGGGACGUAACAGGCACGUUCAAGCUCUGCUACUCAUCUUCGGUUCCCCGACUGACAUCACAUCAGACUUCCUGGAUGAGCACCCAGGUGGCGCAAAGCUCAUCAUCAAAUGCGCCGGCCGAGACGCAACAAAAGACUACGACUCCAUACACAACCCAGACCUCAUCACCGAAACCCUAUCACCAGACCGGUGCCUAGGUCCUGUAGACCCUGCAACUCUGCCAGGUCCGCAAGAUGUCUCGUCGAACUUCCCCGAAAAGCAAAAGCCAGCUUUUCCGCCUCUAGGCGCCAUCAUCAACGCGGACGACUUUGAAAAGGUCGCGGAAAGAUACCUCUCGCCCAUGGGCUGGGCGUAUUACUAUUCGGGCGCAGAAGACGAACAAAGCCUCCACGACGCGCGACGUAUCUUCCGCAGGCUCGCCCUACGCCCACGGAUCCUCCGCAAUGUCGACUCCGUCUCCACCUCCACUAACAUCCUUGGCCUCCCUUCCUCCCUACCCUUCUACGUCUCGCCCACGGGACAGGCUAAAUACGCCCAUCCCGAAGCCGAGACGCUGCUCUCGAUGGCGGCGGGCAAGGAAGGGAUCAUGUACUGCAUGCCCACCAAGCCAAGCGCCCCGGUCGAGUCCAUCUUCGGCGCCAGGGUCGACGAGACGCAGCCGCUAUUCUUCCAGUUGUACGUUGACCGGAAUCGGGAGAAAGCGCAGGCUAUGAUUCGGAAGGCGGAGAGGUUGGGCGCGAGGGCGAUUUUCGUAACGGUCGAUUCGCCUGUCAUUGGCAAGCGCGAGCGGGAUGAGAGGUUGACUGCCGGCGAUGAGCCCCUUUCGGAGCCCAGCGGCGUGGCUAAGACAACGGCUUCUGGCUUGCUGAAUGCGGGUUUGACGUGGGCCGAUCUUAAAUGGAUCAGAGAAACGACCUCGUUACCGAUUGUCAUCAAGGGGAUCCAAUCGGUCGAGGACGCGGUCAUGGCUCACGGGCACGGCGUGGACGGCAUCGUGCUGUCGAACCACGGCGGGAGGUCCCAGGACACGGCGCAGGCACCCAUGCUGACGCUGCUCGAGAUUCGAAGAUAUGCGCCGCACCUGCUCUCUCAAGAGACUAGAGCUAAGUUCCAGGUGUUUGUCGACGGUGGCGUACGACGCGGUACGGACGUUCUCAAGGCCAUUGCGCUUGGUGCCACGGCCGUUGGCAUCGGUCGACCGUUCUUAUACUCAAUGACGGCUGGCUAUGGCGAGGCUGGCGUGAAACGACUGGUGCAAAUCCUGAGGCAUGAGCUGCAGACUAACAUGGCGCUUGUGGGUGCCACGAGUGUGGAAGAAAUUGUCCCUGAGAUGGUUAAUAGCGAACGUGCUGAAAAGGAGGUUACGGGGAGAGUGAAGUUAUAG